Molecule: messenger RNA, 5119 nt
Organism: Trachymyrmex cornetzi
Lineage: Eukaryota; Metazoa; Arthropoda; Insecta; Hymenoptera; Formicidae
Product: cyclin-T
Exons: 9
Coding region: 327-4301 (1324 amino acids)
Biological process (GO): regulation of transcription by RNA polymerase II
Molecular function (GO): cyclin-dependent protein serine/threonine kinase regulator activity
Source: RefSeq, a predicted model, not a curated record
UCUUUUUUUUGUUGUAACAUUUAAAAAAAUCUCGCCUCAUCGCAUCGCGUAAAUUGCAUUGCGUCACUCGCGCCCACGGCGCCAUUUUCGAGAUUUGUACGCAAUUGUUCCGAGAACGAGGCGGCGUGACUUUAGCCGCCGUGGCAGUGGCGGGACGUGACACGAGUCGGAGCGAGUAUGCACCAAGUGCCGUUUCUCACUUCGUCCCUCAGAUAUCUACCUCCCCACUUCUAGAUCGUUCUAACCACGCGACAAUCCCGUCAAGAGUGUGCAUCGUUUACGGAUUAUAAGGCCCGUAAUUUACGGGUGAAUCGUGUGUACGUUAAAUGGCGGCUGACGAAAGAUGGUAUUUCACGAGGGAACAGCUUGCAAAUACGCCGAGCAGAAGAUGCGGCAUCGACGCGGACAAGGAGCUGAGCUAUCGGCAGCAAGCGGCCAACUUCAUCCAGGACAUGGGACAACGGCUUGUUGUAUCCCAAUUAUGCAUCAAUACAGCUAUAGUCUACAUGCAUCGAUUUUAUGUGUUCCAUUCGCUGACGCACUUCCACAGGAAUGCUAUUGCAGUGGCAGCAAUCUUUUUAGCAGCAAAAGUAGAGGAACAACCAAGGAAAUUAGAACAUGUCAUCAAAAUGGCACACUUGUGCCUCCACAGAGACCAACCUCCACCUGACAUUAGGUCUGAGCAAUUUCUCGAACAGGCACAAGACCUGGUAUUCAACGAAAAUGUCCUCUUACAAACAUUAGGAUUUGAUGUUGCCAUUGAUCAUCCACACACCCAUGUUGUUAGAUGUUGUCAAUUAGUGAAAGCGAGUAAGGACUUAGCUCAGACUUCAUACUUUAUGGCAUCUAACAGCCUACAUUUAACUACAAUGUGUCUACAAUAUAAACCGACAGUUGUCGCAUGUUUUUGCAUACACCUCGCGUGUAAAUGGUCCAAUUGGGAGAUACCACAAAGUACUGAAGGAAGGCAAUGGUUUUGGUACGUAGAUAGAACUGUAACAGCGGAUUUACUUCAAGAACUCACAGACGAAUUUCUUCAUAUAUUUGAUAAGUGUCCAUCGAGAUUGAAAAGGAAAAUUAUGAUCAUUUCCGCGAAUCAAAGUCCAAGUAUUCAUCAUCCGAGUCUACCGAAUUCACCAUUUGAUACUGAGCCGCGUAGAAUACAAUCUCCAGCAACAUUGGAUGGUGCCGCCACGACUGGUGUUACUGCCCAUUCGAGUCGCUCUCAUCAUACGGACGGUGCCGUUGCUCAUUCAAGUCGUUCUCAUCACGCGACAGACGCCGCAACUGCCUCUGUCACCGCUGCUCAUUCGAGUCGCUCUCAUCAUACCAUGGAUAGCGCCGCCGCCACUGCUACUGUUGCUCAUUCGAGUCGUUCUCAUCAUGCGCAACAGGAGAAGCAAGAUGAGAAGAAAACUGGAACUAUUGCAGGACCAUCAAGAGCAACCGCAAUAGAUUAUCGAGAAUAUCGUGAGAAGAAAGAACGAGAGCGUUUAGAGCGGGAAAAGGCAGCUGCCGCUAUUGGGUGCCAUAUCACCGAUCCUAACAAGACCUACCAUUCGCAUCAUCAUAAACCAGUAUCGAAUGCAAGUAUGCCGAACAAGCACCAAAUGCCAUCUGUGCAAAAGGGCACUGGCCUUCAUCAUAAUCAUCAUCAUCGGCCGGAUAUGAAAGUCGGUCAACCAGUACAGAGACACUCUACUGGUAAUCAACCUAAUCGCGAUCCCAACAGGCAACGAUUGUCAAGAGAACACAACGCUGGUGUGGCCAGCACAAGCGGUAUUACACACUCGCAUUCUCACGCCAAUUUAGAUAGUUCCUCGUCCGAAUCCGUGCCUCAUAGGUCGGACAGUGGUGCUGUGCAGGAUUCCGCAUCCUCACAUAGUACUUUACAGGAAAAGAUGAGUAAUAAUCACAGCGGACAUAGACUGAAUGCACUUGAUAGCAAGCAUCAGGCGCACGAUAAGAGAUUGUACCGAGGGGAGGAUCCAAGACUUAAAUCUGCCAAAUAUGCAGAUAUGAAUAGAAUGGAGAAUCAACGACGAAAAGCAGAGACAUUGGAGCAGAGAUGUGAGGAGGUGCGGAAGCUGAUCGAAAAACCAUUGCCGCCGCCAAAGCAGGCUGAUAUACCAUAUCUGAUGAACGCGCAGCAGAAACAGCCGCAUCAUGCCAAGUACAAUCAGCAGCAACAGGACAAAGGCAGCUCAUUCACAGGUGAAAUGAAGCAUGCGUCAACUACUAGCCAGAAUGCUCUGCUACAGGGCACAUCGCCAAGCACAUCGUCAUCACAGAAGCCAGCACCCAUUAAGACACAGAUGUAUAGUCAGCAUAGUGCACAGGGUGUAUCCCAGAUUCUGAAAGAUACUAUUAAAAAUAGUAAUUCCCAGUCUUGCCUAAGCACAUUGAAUAAUAUGGACGAUAUAAAGUCGGAGAAGCGAUCACGAUCAAAUGUCCAUGAGGAAUUCGUUGAGAGGAAUUCCGUCGAUGUUCAACAGAGCAAUCUGCACACACCACCUGGUAAGCAUAGAUCACUAUUCAGCCCAGAGACUCCUAUUGUGACCAGAGAAUCGCACGCGCAAAGCGCAAGGCCUAAAUCGAAACAAAAGACACCACCCUCUGCAGCUACGAAGCUGAAGGAACGCGUGUCACCGUUCGCGAGUUCCCCGAAUUUGCAAGACUCGUCAACGAUAAAACGACCAUCUUCCAAUGACGGCGCGGUAUCCACACAUAAGAGGACCCGUGCAUCGAGUAUCAGUGAGAACGAAAAGGUAGUAAUAAAAACAGAAAUCAAGACGGAAGAUACAACCAGUUUGGAGGCAAUGAAGAUGCUCGGUCGCGUACCCGAUCUGAUCCAACCGAUACGUGACAAUCCGUCGUCAAACGGAAGGAACAGUAGCGCAUCAUCCGUCAUUAACGAUAUGAAACCGCCAGAACUCAUCAAACCGUUCGAGUCGGAUCAGCCUCGUUUCAACACGAUGUCGCAGCAUAAAGUCUCGUUUAACGUCAAUACACUAACUAAUGGUAUGGACCUCAACGUAGUAAAACAAGAGUCCUCGGAGCAUCGCGUGAAAAGGGAAUUUCCAGAGCAUUAUAUAAAGAAUGAACCAUCAGGACAUAGGGCUUUGGAACCAACGCAUUCCCAGACGCACUCGCAGACGAAACUCGAGUACACGUCGCCGAUCAAGUCUGCGCAGAGUAUAAGCGCAUUGCUCCAGGAGACACUGGCGCCGAUGCCUUCACUAUUGCAGGGACUGCAACAACCUAGCCAAUUACCCACUCAAAAGGUGCAUCAAGAACAAUUGCAGCACCAGCAACAGCAGCAUCGGUUACAGUCUAUUCAACAUUCGUUGAUGGAUCAAUUACCAGUGACGACCCAGUGUUUGUCGAUAGCGAGCGAUAAUUUCACGCCGAUAGCUUCGACCGUAGAUAUCAGUGUUCUUUCCGAUAAUGUAUCGAUGACGCUGCCAAGUAAUAGUAAUGUGGUGGAAUUGGCAGUGCCAGCAGCUUCCACGGUAACGAUUGUUCCUCCAGUCGAAGAGAAACGGUCGGAGCAUCAUAAGAGUGAAAAGAAGAAAAAGAAAGAAAAACACAAGCGCAAGGACAAGAGUAAGGAUAAUAAGCAUAAUAAGCAUAAACACAAGGGAAAAGGUAAAGAGAAACAUCGUGAGAAAAAAGACAAGGAAAAGAGCGAGGAGACCCCAGCGGCAGCGCCCAUCAAAAUUACGAUUCCUAAGGACAAACUGAAUCUUGGCAUGGAAGCAUCGCCGACCGUGGUCGGCGGAGGUCCCAGCAUGUCGGACAAAACUAUAUCGCCACAGAGCACGGGCCUGAAAAUCAAGAUCCCCAAGGAACGACUCAAGGGCACCGAUAGUGUACCGAGUUCAUCUCCUGCGCAGCCACCGAUGAUGCAAGGUCCGCUAAAGAUCAAGAUACGUACUGAUCUCGGCAUCUCGAGGAGUUCCGCGCAGCCGCCGCCGUCGAUGUCAUCGUCGUCGUCGUCGAACGGCUCGAGCGGAUCCUCAUAUCUGCAGCUCUCUGAAUCAUCCGCGAACGAAACUACGAGUCGGAAACGCGAGCGAGUCGAGAUGAUCGGCGACAGCUCGGGCAGCAGUGGCCUUCCGCCCACGAAGAAGCAAGCGAUGAUGAUACCUGCAACGGGUUAUGGCCAGGGCCACCGACCCGGAGAACGGCAGAAUGGCAGACACUAUAACUCCGGCAGCAAUAAUAAGGAAAGACACGCGUCCAGCCAUCACAAAAGCUCCAGCAAACUGCCGCAGUCUCAGCAGUCCCAUGCGGCGUAGUAUGGCUAUUUGGAUGAGAUAGUGGAGAUGCUCUAAGGCUUGUUUUUCACUCGAUUGGUCCAGAAGAAGAUAUUUGGAAGCGCAUAUUUCAAAUUGCAAAAAUAUGUGGGUUAUUGAAUGGAAAGAACCUCUGUGUAUGUUCUGAUACAUAUUUUGAAAUAUUUUGAGAUACAUAACAUUCAGAUAUGUUUCGAGAUAUAUUCAAAGAAAUAUUAGUGAAAUAUCUCAGGACAUACCUGAUUCAUCUGUAUGCGUUGAUCAUUUGUCUCAAUAAGGAUUAUUUCUUUACUUACCCAGUUCCCCCCCCCCCUCUCUCUCUCUCUCUCUCUCUCUCUCUGUCCUUUUUUUUCAGUGAUAAACAAAAAUUUCCUAUAAUUGUCGCAUAAUAAGGUGUUUUGCAUUAGUCUUUGAUAAAAGUUGUCAUCAUAAUAAGGAAAAAUAAGGAAGAAGAAAAACAUGAUUUUCUCAAGUGAAUUAGAUGUGACACGUUUCUGACUGCUCGCAAUCUUUUCAUCUGUUUUUCUUCCAUUCAACGUACAUAAUAUAAUUACAACGAGUGAUAAUCCUUAAACAGAGAUAAUCCUUGUUGACUUGUAAUACGAAUGCAGAUGACGUUUCACUGCGUGUGUCCUAAACAAAAAUUAACUAUAUAUGACGAAAUGUAUUAGCGCACUUAAUGCGAUUGUAACGACUUAACAACGACGCCGAUACGAUCUAACGCUCCGUUAUUCUCUACAUGAGUUCUCGCUUUGCUAUAGCUAAAUGCCCAUGUCUCGAAAUUAUUUUUAUUUCAGUUUAUAUUUUAGUUUUCCUAUAUA